AUGCUUGAGCUCGUGCUCACCAACAGGGAAGGGCUCAUUGGAAAUGUGACGCUCCAGGGCAGUCUUGCAUGCAGCGAUCAUGAGAUGGUUGAAUUCGAGAUCCUCAGGACAGUGAGAAGAGCCUGCAGCGAGCUCACUGCCCUGGACUUCAAAAGAGCAGAAUUUGGCCUCUUCAGGAACCUGCUUCGGAAGGUUCCAUGGGAUACAGCACUAGAGGGCAGGGGGGCCCAAGACUCUUGGUCGAUAUUCAAGGAUCACCUGCUGCAAGCUCAGGAGUGUUGCAUCCCAACCAGAAGGAAGUGCAGCAGGAGGGCCAGGAGACCUCCUUGGAUGGAUAAGGAGCUGCUGAGGAAAAUUCAAGUGAAAAAGAGGCUUAUAAUAAGUGGAAGCAAGGACAGGUGGCCUGGGAAGAAUACAGGGAUGUUGUCCAGGAAGCUAGGGACCAGGUUAGGAAAGCUAAGGCCCAGCCAGUUAGAAUUAAACUUGGCUAGGGAUGUUAAGGAUAAUAGGAAGGGGUUCUAUAGGUACGUAGCGAAUAAAAGACAGACUAGGGAUAAUGUGGGCCCUCUCCGGAACCUAUCAGAAGUGGCUACCCUGGAUGUGGAGAAGGCUGAGGUUCAUAAUGACUCCUUUGCCUUAGUCUUCACUGACAAAUUCUCUGACCACACCACUCAAGUCUUACAAGGCAGACGCAGGGACUGUGAGAAUGAAGACCUUGCGCCCACUGUAGGAGAGGAUCUGGUUCGAGGCCAUCUUAAGAACCUGAAAGUGCACAAGUCCAUGGGACUUGAUGAAAUCCAUUUGCGGCUGAUAGAUAUAAUCAGUAAAAUCUAUAUGGAUUAUGAAUUUUAUCAGUUCCAGGAGAACACAGGUAGCCCUGCUGUGAUAGAUGCAUCUGAACUGCAGAACUGUCUUUGA
This is a messenger RNA of Pezoporus occidentalis (night parrot), 918 nucleotides long. RefSeq lists its product as uncharacterized. Bases 1 to 918 code for a protein of 305 amino acids. The transcript has 3 exons. Gene Ontology annotation, cellular component: extracellular matrix. Gene Ontology annotation, biological process: cell adhesion involved in heart morphogenesis; larval heart development. The record is from RefSeq and is a predicted model, not a curated record. NCBI's taxonomy places the organism in Eukaryota, Metazoa, Chordata, Aves, Psittaciformes, Psittacidae.